AUGGGCAUUCCGUCCAUCAUCAUUAGCAACGUUUUGCAGAAGAAGUAUCGACUGAAAUACGUCAUGGUGUUUGGAAUGGUCCUUACGGUUGCAGGGACCGCCCUGUCGCCGUUUGCCGACUCAAGGGGCAAGUACUGGGGCUUCGCAUUCCCUGGCCUUCUUCUUGGUGCGUCUGGUGUUACAGUGGUCUUCACAACGUCGAACAUUGCCGUUGUCAAAGUGACGCCUCCACAGAUUGCAGGAACUGUCGGCACUACCAGUGGUGAAGUAUACCACGGGGGACCGACGGGAUACUCUGGGCGAGCAGCAGGAUUUUGGUUCCUCUUCGCCUUAGUUUGUCUGCUGGCUCUCUGCAGGCUCGUUUUUAUCAAGAACACGAUCCCUCCUGUCAAGAAAAAUGUGGAAGAAGAGAAGGAGAAGAUGGCGGCGUUCGAGACGUCUCGUGAUGUUGAGGAUGGGAGUUCAUAG
This is a messenger RNA of Pleurotus ostreatus (oyster mushroom), 468 nucleotides long. RefSeq lists its product as uncharacterized. The coding region runs from base 1 to 468 and encodes 155 amino acids. The transcript has 3 exons. The record is from RefSeq and is a predicted model, not a curated record. Lineage: Eukaryota; Fungi; Basidiomycota; Agaricomycetes; Agaricales; Pleurotaceae.